This is a messenger RNA of Erigeron canadensis, 1219 nucleotides long. RefSeq lists its product as uncharacterized. NCBI's taxonomy places the organism in Eukaryota, Viridiplantae, Streptophyta, Magnoliopsida, Asterales, Asteraceae. Bases 41 to 643 code for a protein of 200 amino acids. The transcript has 2 exons. The record is from RefSeq and is a predicted model, not a curated record.
UCUGAAGUUUUUUAAGAAAGGUACCAAAGAAGUCUCCCAAAUGCCAAACCCCAAUGCGUCUGCUGGUGGUGGCAGUCUUGGUGAAACUGGUGAGGUGGUUAGCCGUCCUCCUCCCAUGCUUCGAGCUAUUGAUAUUGAUUUGAUCCCUGAUGCUGGUAAGAAGAGAGUCAAUGUUCUUCCCCCUGGUGGUUCUAUUGGUGCCCGUUUGAAGAAAGCUAAGAUUGCUGCUGCUAGUGCUCAUGCCACAACUGAUGACAUUGAAGAAGGAAAUAAGAAGCCUCGUGCCUCAAACAGAAAAUCCAGGAAGUCUGCAUCUGCAAAAGACUCUCCCAGAAAAGAAUUUUAUGAAUCAAAUUGGGUGUUCAGGUCCCAAAUCCCCAAGCGUACUGCCGAUGAAAUAAGGUCAAUGGAGCCCUUGGAGUUUUUGGCCUUAUAUGAUGAUGAUUGUGAUGCUCACAGUACCAUGUUGACUGAGAUGCGCUUCCGGUUUGAAGGAGUUGUGAAAGCCUUAGAAGAUAGUACUCACAGGGAGUCCUUGUUGAGUAAUAAUGUUAUUGACUUGGAGAAGAAGUUAGCAGAUUAUGGUGAAGAUGCCUCUGUUGUUGAUAAGUUGAAGGAGAAGGAAACUUUGUUGAAGUCCUAAGAAUCCACCCUGUUUUCCAGGAAUGAAGAAAUUGCCAAGUUAAAGACAGAAUUGCAAUCCAAAUCCAUUGAAAGUGCAAGAGUGUUGUCCCAAUCUCAGGCUGACAAGUUGUUGAUCGAAGACCUUUCAAAGCAGUUGCAAGAAUUAAGAUUUGAUCGUAACAGGGUGAUAUCAGAGUAUGUCCCCUUUGUGUGCAGGUCUCUUGUGGCGAACCCUGAUGUUUUGAAAGCUGUUGGUGAUGGUGUUUCAGCAAACCGUUUGGAAGAAAGGUCAAGAGUGCUAGAGGAAUUCAGCCAAGAGGGUCAUGUUGACUUAUCAUCCCGCCUUGACUAUGAUAUCAAUGCCUCCCAAAAAGUCGAGGCUGCUGCAAAGGAGUGGGAAGAUGCUGAAUUUCCUGUGAUUGCUUCGUUUUCUGCUCACCUUGAUUUGUCUGUGGACCAACUUCUUGCUCUUGACUUCGGAACAAUUUAAGUAUUUGGCUAUGUAGCCCUGGUUUGUAAAACAAUAUUAUCUUCCCCAGCUCCCCAGUGUAUAUGGGUUUCAUCUUUUGGACCUGCGAGUCACUUGAACAAUUUA